CCCUGCUCAGAGUGAGCCGCUCUCUCCUGGUUUAUUUUGAGGCGGUCUUAUCACAGCUGUCGUAUCGCUGGUGGCCGCCUGUCCGAAACCCCUCGCCACUCUUUUCCUUUUCCCUUCUGGACCUUUGUCCCGAGCCGGGUCGCUCCCUUGUUUGUACUCGCUGAGGAUUAUGGAGGCUUGUCAGGAGAGCGGCCCAGCCCCCACCGGUCCCGGAGCGUCUCCGGCCGAGGAUCGCCACAUUGACCUGACAGAGGACCUGGGCCAACAGCUGGAGGACAUCAUUAGCACCUACCAGGCAGCCCAGAUUCCAGCUGAGCCAGAGGACAUAGAGGAGGUCACAGCUGCCAAAGAGCCAGAUGCCCGCAAGGACCAGAAACUAGAGAAGAAAAUGCUCAAAAAUCUAGGUAAGGAGGCCAUGCAGCUCAUGCAAAGUUUGAACAAACUCGACACUCCAGAGCAGAAACUGGAAACCAUCAUAAAGAAGCACGCUGAGCUGCUGGAGGAGCAUCGCAGUGACCAGAAGCAGAUGAAGACUCUGCAAAAGAAGCUGCUCCAAGUGAUGAAGGAGAAGGACCAGCUGCAGAGCGAGCACAGCCGGGCGGUGCUGGCUCGCAGCAAACUGGAGGGGCUCUGCAGGGAGCUGCAAAGGCACAACAAGACCUUAAAGGAGGAGACGCUGCAGCGGUGCAGAGAAGACGACUUAAAGAGGAAAGAGAUCACCACCCACUUCCAGGGGACCCUGAGCGACAUCCAAGCCCAGAUAGAGGAGCACAGCAGCCGCAACACCACGCUGUGUCAGGAGAACGGCGCCCUGGCAGAAAAACUCAAGGCCCUCAUUGCACAAUACGACCAGCGAGAGGCGGUAUGGAGCUUACCACACACACAGCCGUCAACUCUGUGCCAGACUCAAAGAGCAGAUACAGUACAUCACAGAAAGAACUUGGAAAAAGUUUUCAAGCACAGAGAUCUGAAGGAGAAACUUCUGGAAACCAAGCUAGAGCAGGCCAAUCUGAUCCUGAAGGAGGCCGAGGGGAAGCACAAGCUGGAGAAAGAGCUUCUUCUUAAACAAGUGGCGGAGUACAAGCUGCAGCUGAGAGGCCUGAAGGAGCAAGAAACAGACAUGAGGAGUCAGCUUGACAUGUACUCCAAAAAGUUUGACGAGUUCCAAGGUACGGUGUCGAAGAGCAACAGCGUCUACAGCGGCUUCAAACAGGACAUGGACAAAAUGGCCAAGAAAAUGAAGAAGCUGGAGAAAGAGUGCCAUUCAUGGAAGACGCGCUUUGACAGCUGCAACAAGAAUCUCAUUGACAUGGUGGCUGAUAGAACCAUCAAGGAAAAGGAGUUUGAGCUUCUCACCAUCAAGAACCAGAAGCUCGAGAGUCUUUGCAGGGCUUUACAGGAGCAAAGGAAGAACCUAUCUGAGCAGGUACAGGGAGCUCAACCAGACAAACACCCUUAUGAGCAAGAGCAGAAGGAAGGCGGUGAGGUGCCGGAGAUUCCUACAGGUCAAAAAGAGGAUCAUCCAGCUCAGGACACAGGAAACCCCGCCUCCGCCGAAUCACUAGCGCAAACAACUCCGCUAACCCAGGCACUGGCUAAACUGAAGGCUGAGCAGGCUCUACUGAAAGAGAUCGCUGGUUCUUUCACAAUAUCUCACACGGCACCCACAGAAUCAGCAGAUAGUCAGUCACAUGGACUCUCCGAGGGCAUCGAAGGGCCAAAGGAGAAGCAAGCAGAGGAGAGCAAACACCAGGACGUCCAUGAGGAUCAAAGUCAAGAACAGCGAGAUCGGGAGAUGGAGUCAGUUGAUUAAUGCAGAAACCGCUGUGACAGAAAACCGGCUGCAUGUGAGAAUACAAAAAAUAUUUUAAAAACCCCAA
Molecule: messenger RNA, 1880 nt
Organism: Xiphophorus hellerii (green swordtail)
Lineage: Eukaryota; Metazoa; Chordata; Actinopteri; Cyprinodontiformes; Poeciliidae
Gene: txlnbb
Product: taxilin beta b
Exons: 10
Coding region: 170-1813 (547 amino acids)
Molecular function (GO): syntaxin binding
Source: RefSeq, a predicted model, not a curated record